This is a messenger RNA of Onychostoma macrolepis, 1663 nucleotides long. RefSeq names its product thyrotropin subunit beta. Gene Ontology annotation, cellular component: cytoplasm; extracellular region. Bases 416 to 817 code for a protein of 133 amino acids. The record is from RefSeq and is a predicted model, not a curated record. Gene Ontology annotation, molecular function: hormone activity. The transcript is spliced from 3 exons. Lineage: Eukaryota; Metazoa; Chordata; Actinopteri; Cypriniformes; Cyprinidae. Gene Ontology annotation, biological process: G protein-coupled receptor signaling pathway.
GUGAGGUUUGGAAGCAUGCAGUGGUAGCACAUGUCCCAGCGGCCGAGAGCCUAGCAUUAGCGGGGAUUAGACACGCAAAACACUGUCCAGGCAUUGUUUCGAAAUGAUAAAUAGCGAUGGAUAAUUACCAGUUCCACUGAACUCUUGCUGUUACAUCAAGAGAUGUAGUAACGGGGCCGUGCGGAGCCACUCGGCCCGGUGUCACGUUGAUUUCCUGUGUGGAGGAUCAGUCUGAAGACCCUCCCUCCCUGCACCGCAAGAUAAGAGGCACACAGAUCAUUUGGGAUUAGUGCGAGUCCGAAAGCACACGAGGAACUCUGACCAAAUCAAAAUCUGACUUCUCUCAACAGCUUUGAUCAGAACAUCAGCCAGACCCACAGAGAUCCUACAGAGGAAGAUUUUGGAGAGGUGCCUGAUGAAGAUGAAGAUGUUUUUUUGCAGUCUGCUUGUUGUGUUGGGAGGAGAUGUCCUCCUGGCCUGCUCUCUGAAGAACUACACGCUGUACGUGGAGAGACACGAGUGCGGUCACUGCAUGGCCAUCAACACCACCAUGUGCAGCGGAAUGUGCUACACACAGGACACAAACGUGCGAGGAUUUGUGGGCAAGCGUUUCCUGAUUCAGAAAGGAUGCAUGCAUCAUUCUCUGGUCUAUCACUCUGCUAAGAUGCCCGGCUGUCCCGUCGACAUUGACCCGCUCUUCUUUUAUCCGGUGGUACGCCAGUGCCGCUGCACAAAAUGCAACACUACCAAGAACGAGUGUGUCUACAAUCCAAAACACACUCCCAGCAAAUGCUCCGAGCACCUGCUUGCCGACUGAAUCAAUCGACCAGGGGCUGCCCUCCUCACUAUAAGAUUACCCUUUUUUUUUUUUCCUCCUAAUGUUUUGGUAACAUUUCUUAAUGUUUUAUUAGAAAGUGUUUCUGAAUUCAAUAUGUGUGGUUUUGUAACAAUGUUGUAAUGCAUGUAUAUAUGUGUAUAUAUAUAUAUAUAUAUAUAUAUACAUACACACACAUACAAAACUCAGCUAUAAUGUCUUGCAGAUGAGAGACGGUCUUUGUUGUGGUUCUCCUGUCUGUAUCGUUUUCACUAUAAAUGUCUGCAUUAAUCACUCAAGUCUCAUUUAUUGUAACUCAUAAUAUCAUUCACUACUUUUUUAUUUAUUUAGUGAUUUUUUACAAGGAAAGGCUUCCUUUUUAUUUAGACAGAGAAAAAACACCAUUACCAGAGCACCAGAAGUAUAUAUACUAAACAAAAAUAACACAUAUAAAUCUCCACAAUAACAAUAAAAUGCUCUUGACUUUGAUCUUUAAUGUAUGAGAGCAAUUUUAAAAAACUUGACUUUUUAGGUUACACCAAAGAGGCUUGUAGAAUAUAUUUACAUAUAAAUUGCAAAUUUUGUCAAGUAUGUAUGUUUGCAUGUGUGUCAGAAACAAAAUAGGACAAUUUGGCAAAAAAUGUAUUUUAAACUGUUACUAAUUGAUGAUGAUGAUGAUGAUGAUUACACGUUUUAUUAUGAAAUCAGCAAAGUAUAUAAAUAAUGUUGUGAAAACUGAAAAAUAAACAUUAAUGAUAAUAUUUGGUCUGACAUUGCCAUAUUAUGAAAAUUGCAUGUAAUGGAUUUGUGUGACUUGUUUUCUGAAACAAAAUGUUUUUACAAUAUAUA